Messenger RNA from Suillus fuscotomentosus, 1467 nucleotides. RefSeq lists its product as uncharacterized. Lineage: Eukaryota; Fungi; Basidiomycota; Agaricomycetes; Boletales; Suillaceae. The record is from RefSeq and is a predicted model, not a curated record. The coding region runs from base 1 to 1467 and encodes 488 amino acids. The transcript is spliced from 10 exons.
AUGAGUGACAAUGCUGUGACAAGUUCUGUUCGGAGUGUUCAGAAUGCGAAGGCAAAAGCUCUAAAAAAUGCAGUCUGGAAGACUGCACAAAGAAAAUGUGAGUGCCCUGCUGCAGAAGAACCAGCCGAGAGAGCACCUGCAAAAAAGAAGAAUUGCACAUCUUCCACUGGGCACAGAAUGGUGGGCAUCACUGCUGGUUCUCGUGCCCCAGGAAUCUCCAUGUCACCUAAAAAAUAUCGAGGAGAUAAAACAUCCAAACAGUUAGUCAUUGGUGAGGGACCUACUGAAGGCAAAGUUAGCAAUAUACCAACAUUUGUCUCGAAGGCCAAACAGCUUGACUUCCUGUUGAUGCAACCUACAUGGCCUCGUGUAACCAUGGCUGCCUCAAAGUUGUCACAAACGGUCAAACCAUUCCUGUUCUCAUCUGCUCAACCAAAUAUAAGGGCUCCUACUAGGACACCCAUCUGGGCAGACGAUAGUCCAUCAGAAGAGGACUAUCACGGUGGACUAACCUCAGAUGAACACUGCAACUCUUCAAAGGGCAACCUUGUAGAUCGCGACACUCAGGCUGACCACGUUCAUGAUCAUGAUCACACCACUGGAGGACCCAAACUGGUGUGGACUGAUACCGGAAAGAUCAAGCUAAUGGACCAAGACCUUGACACCUGUCAUGUGGUCCAAAGAGCGAUAUUAGAGGCCAAGGUUCACCUAACAUUUGUCAACGGAUAUCCAGAGCUUACUGAGAAAGGUCUGUUCACGUGGGAUGCACUUGUAACAGCAUCUAGCGCCUGCGGUGUCCCUCCCAUCCAGAAUUGGCUCAAAACUGAUGACUCAUAUUGUAUGGCUCUUGCAACUUUGGUUGAGGCUCGAGUGCCACUUUUUCGCAGUGAAUUAAAGGAUGAUGCUUGCGCACACAUCACUGCAUAUUACUGUCUUGGUCCUGAUUGUGUCAACGCUGCUAAAAAAUUGCUUGUGAACCAUGUUUAUCAUUUUGCACAACAUUUUGAUGAUAAAAAUGUUGCCAUUCCACAGGUGAACAAGCCUUACUCUGCUGACAUUUUGCCAUAUCUAAUGAAAGGACGCUACUUCAAUGGGCCAAAGUCAGUUGGUGUAAAGUUUUCAGAUCGCUUCAAGGAGAUUGCAAGCAACAAAGCCCAGCGGCCCGAGGUAACAAUUCCAAUGGUCGCAUUGACUACUACUUCGGUGUAUGCUGCACUAUUCUGGAAGUCCAGUGGAUCUCCAUCCAAGUUCAAUUUCACUGGUAACUUGUUCAGUGAGGUCUACUUGUUCCAUGCAAAAUUUCUUGAGAAAUUGAGGCGGGAUGCACCAGGCAAGUUUCACAGACUGAUGGCUGAUAUUUUCGAGGCUAUCCGCAAACUCUUCAUGAAUGGCAACAGUGAUGUAGGAUCACACAAUGAUGCAAUGGCUAUUCUCAAUCUUGCCAGCAUGGACAAUGACUCUGAGUAG